Apiotrichum porosum is the source of this 1731-nucleotide messenger RNA. RefSeq lists its product as uncharacterized. The record is from RefSeq and is a predicted model, not a curated record. The transcript is spliced from 4 exons. The coding region runs from base 1 to 1731 and encodes 576 amino acids. Gene Ontology annotation, biological process: regulation of mRNA splicing, via spliceosome. Gene Ontology annotation, cellular component: nucleus. Gene Ontology annotation, molecular function: mRNA binding; zinc ion binding. Lineage: Eukaryota; Fungi; Basidiomycota; Tremellomycetes; Trichosporonales; Trichosporonaceae.
AUGUGGCGCCCUGCGACCCGCAACUUGACGGGCACAAACGAUGUGCCCCUCGCCAACAAGCGCCGUUUCGGCCUCCCCGAGGAGGGCCAGGCUCCCGGUGCUGGCGCUGGCGGUCCCCCGCCUCCCCCCCAUUCGUCGGCUCCCGGAUACAACAAGCCCCCAAGCGACAUCCAGUUCUUCAACGGUCGCGUCGACCGUGAUGACAGGCGCGGAGACGACCGUGGUGGCAGGGACGACCGCCGGGACGACAGGCGCGACGAGAGGCCGCGCGAUGACAGGCGUUCGGACGACCGGUAUGACCGGGACCGCCGGGACGACAGGCGUUCGGACGACCGCUACGACCGCGACCGUGGACGCGACGAGAGGCCGCGCGACGACCGCGGUGCGCGCAGCAGCCGCUGGGACGACGACAGGACGCGCGGGCGUGAGCCUGCGCCCGGUGACGACGAGCCGCGCAAGAGGAAGUCGCGUUGGGGUGACGCCAACGAGCGCGUCGACGUCUCUGGCCUGCCUGUCAACAUUAUGGGCAAGGUCGCGACGUCCGAGCUCGACAGCUACGCCGUCCACGUCCGACUCGAGGAGAUUAACCGCAAGCUGAGGACUGGCGAUGUUGUCCCGCCCGACGGACAGCGUUCGCCUUCGCCUCCGCCCAAGUUUGACGCCUACGGCCGCCGCGCCAACACGCGCGAGGUGCGCUACCGCGAAAAGCUCGAGGAGGAGCGCAGGCGCCUCGUGGACCGCGCGAUGAAGAACGACCCCAAUUUCCGCCCGCCCGUCGAGUUCCAGCAGCGCCGCAACGGCCGUCCCAUGGACAAGGUGUACAUUCCCGUGCACGAGUUCCCCGAGAUCAACUUUUUCGGUCUCCUUGUUGGUCCCCGUGGCAACUCGCUCAAGCGCAUGGAGCGCGAGACGGGCGCCAAGAUUUCGAUCCGUGGAAAGGGCAGUGUCAAGGACGGCAAGGGCCGUCCCGACGCCUUUGCCAACGAUGAGGACGACGAGCUGCACUGCGUGGUGACGGCCGACGACGAGGCCAAGGUCCGCUCGUGUGUCGCGCUCAUCAACCGCGUCAUUGAGACUGCCGCGUCCACUCCCGAGGGCCAGAACGACCACAAGCGCAACCAGCUCCGUGAACUCGCCUCGCUCAACGGUACCCUCCGCGACGACGAGAACCAGCUCUGCCAGAACUGUGGUGAAAAGGGCCAUCGCCGAUGGGAGUGCCCCCAGCAGCGCACAUACUCUGCCAACGUCAUCUGUCGUCUCUGUGGCGGUGCCGGACACAUGGCACGCGACUGCCGUGGCCGUGGCGACCCCAACUUGAUGCAGAACCAGCAGUCGACCCAGUUCGACUCGGAGUACUCGGCGCUCAUGGCCGAGCUCGGCGAGAGCGCCUCCGCACCCGGCGCCGCACCCGCCGCACCUGCCGAGCAGCGUAUCCCCCCUUGGCGUAUCCCCGAGAACUGGCAGGGCGGCCGCCGACACGACGACGGCGGCGCGCCCCGUGGCGACCGCGACGACCGUCGCGGAGGCGGUGGUGGAUGGGGCGGCCAUGGUGGUGGCGGUGGUGGUGGUGGUGGUUAUGGCCAGGACCAGGGCGGCUAUGGCCAGCAGCAGGGCCACGGCGGCCACGACCAGGGCUACGGCGGCGGUGGUGGUGGUGGUGGCCAUGGAGGCUACGCCCAGGGCGGCGGCGACCAGUAUGCUGGUUACUAUGCCCAACAGCAGGCUGCCUAG